AUGGAUGAAGCAACUAUGGCAGAUAAUCAUGUCGACUUAGUCAUGCGAGAUGCGGUAUUGUUUUCACGAGAGGCUCGUCUCCAUGCCGCCCUCCGGUCUAACUUGAAUGCCAUACAUAUCGUCCAAAAUGAACUGCGACUUUUACUGUCUCUUAGCGACCAACAACGCCGCUAUUUAAACUCGAAUGUUGAGCAGAUGGGGGUUCAUUUGGAGGAAAUGGGGGCUCAUCGCCUCCAGUUGUGUACCGAUUACGACCACACUCGUGCUCAGCGCGCAGAUAUCGCGGAACUUAUUCAUGAGCUGCUUAGCUUUUAG
This is a messenger RNA of Penicillium crustosum, 315 nucleotides long. RefSeq lists its product as uncharacterized. NCBI's taxonomy places the organism in Eukaryota, Fungi, Ascomycota, Eurotiomycetes, Eurotiales, Aspergillaceae. The coding region runs from base 1 to 315 and encodes 104 amino acids. The record is from RefSeq and is a predicted model, not a curated record. The transcript is spliced from 2 exons.